Fukomys damarensis (Damara mole-rat) is the source of this 2564-nucleotide messenger RNA. RefSeq names its product myelin expression factor 2 (gene Myef2). Lineage: Eukaryota; Metazoa; Chordata; Mammalia; Rodentia; Bathyergidae. The coding region runs from base 1 to 1791 and encodes 596 amino acids. Gene Ontology annotation, molecular function: mRNA binding. The record is from RefSeq and is a predicted model, not a curated record. Gene Ontology annotation, cellular component: post-mRNA release spliceosomal complex; nucleus; cytoplasm. The transcript has 18 exons. Gene Ontology annotation, biological process: regulation of mRNA stability involved in response to oxidative stress.
AUGGCACAGCCCCUGGAGGUCCUCCCCAUACUUCUUCAGAGGGAAGGAAAGAUCAAUGCAGACAGCAGUUUCUCUUCUCUUCACAAACUGCCCCAAUUCUUCCGGUCUUUCACGACCCAGCUCUUCCUGCAAACCCUCACUGAUCCCUGCGAGAAUGAUGAAUCAGUGAAAGAAGAGAAAUCUGACCUAAAAGAGAAAUCCACAGGAAAUAAGAAGGCUAAUCGAUUUCAUCCUUAUUCAAAAGACAAGAAUUCAGCCACUGGAGAAAAGAAGGGUCCAAACCGUAACAGAGUUUUCAUUAGCAACAUCCCCUAUGAUAUGAAAUGGCAAGCUAUUAAAGACCUCAUGAGAGAGAAAGUCGGUGAGGUUACAUACGUGGAGCUCUUUAAGGAUGCGGAAGGAAAAUCAAGGGGUUGUGGUGUGGUUGAAUUCAAAGAUGAAGAAUUUGUAAAGAAAGCACUAGAAACUAUGAAUAAAUAUGAUCUUAGUGGAAGACCCCUGAAUAUAAAAGAGGAUCCUGAUGGAGAAAAUGCUCGUAGGGCAUUGCAACGAACAGGAGGGUCAUUUCCAGGAGGCCAUGCUCCUGAGAUGGGGUCAGGGUUGAUGAAUUUGCCGCCAUCCAUUCUUAAUAACCCAAACAUUCCUCCUGAGGUCAUCAGCAACUUGCAGGCUGGUAGACUUGGUUCCACAAUUUUUGUUGCUAAUCUGGACUUCAAAGUUGGUUGGAAGAAACUGAAAGAAGUGUUCAGCAUAGCUGGAACUGUAAAGCGGGCAGAUAUUAAAGAAGACAAAGAUGGCAAGAGCAGAGGAAUGGGCACAGUCACUUUUGAGCAAGCAAUUGAAGCAGUUCAAGCAAUUUCUAUGUUCAAUGGGCAGUUUUUAUUUGACAGACCUAUGCAUGUGAAAAUGGAUGACAAGUCUGUCCCUCAUGAAGACUACCGAUCACAUGAUAGUAAAACACCACAAUUACCACGUGGCCUUGGUGGCAUUGGAAUGGGACUUGGUCCAGGUGGACAGCCUAUUAGUGCCAGCCAGUUGAACAUUGGUGGUGUAAUGGGAAAUUUAGGCCCAAGUGGUAUGGGAAUGGAUGGUCCAGGUUUUGGAGGAAUGAAUAGGAUUGGAGGAGGAAUUGGGUUUGGUGGUCUGGAAGCAGUGAACAGCAUGGGAGGAUUUGGCGGAGUGGGCCGGAUGGGAGAACUGUACCGUGGUGCGAUGACUAGUAGCAUGGAGCGAGAUUUUGGACGUGGUGAUAUUGGAAUAAAUCGAGGCUUUGGAGAUUCGUUUGGUAGACUUGGAAGUGCAAUGAUUGGAGGGUUUGCAGGAAGAAUAGGAGCUUCUAACAUGGGGCCAGUAGGAUCUGGAAUAAGUGGUGGCAUGGGUGGCAUGAGCAGUGUGACUGGAGGCAUGGGCAUGGGUUUGGACCGCGUGAGCUCCAGCUUUGACAGAAUGGGCCCGGGCAUUGGCGCCAUCCUGGAGAGGAGCAUCGACAUGGACCGAGGAUUUUUGUCCGGGCCCAUGGGGAGCGGGAUGAGAGAGAGAAUAGGCUCCAAAGGCAACCAGAUAUUUGUCAGAAAUCUGCCUUUUGACUUGACUUGGCAGAAAUUAAAAGAGAAAUUCAGUCAGUGCGGUCAUGUAAUGUUUGCAGAAAUAAAAAUGGAGAAUGGAAAGUCAAAAGGCUGUGGAACAGUCAGGUUUGACUCCCCAGAGUCAGCUGAAAAGGCCUGCAGAAUAAUGAAUGGCAUCAAAAUCAGUGGCAGAGAAAUUGAUGUCCGCUUAGAUCGUAAUGCGUAAUUUCAACUACGGUUGGACCAUUCCUUCAUUUGUUUUUGCUGAAUCUUCUAGUAAAAGUCAUUUUUUUGUUGUUUUAGUAAUACUGUAUACUUAACAAAAGCUGUAAAAAAUGAACUUUUAAAAUUCCCACCAGCUUUCCACAGUAUAAUGUUAAAAAUAUACUGUGAUAUUUGUUAAUCUUAUGUUGGGUUUCAAAAAACAGCAAGUCUGGUCAUUCAGUUUAAAUGAAUGGUUAUACUGUUUUUAAAGAAGUAAGCCAUUUUCUUGUUUUCAUUAUCACGUAGUAGGGUUGGUUUGUUCUAGUUGCCCCAGCUCUUACCAAGUUAUUGUAAGGUAAAAGAUAGAUGGUUUUUUUAAAACUUUGGUUUUAUAAUCUAAUUGUUCGUGAAAAGAAGGGCUCAGACUAAUCAGAAUAUGAUUUCAGUUGGUUUUAAAGUACUUUUCUUUAGCAUAAAGAAUUGCUAUAAGUGUUAGAUUAUAAAGUUAAAGAUGUUUUUAUUUGAUUUAAACGAAGAAAGGGAUCUUUCCUUCUCUGUACUCCCAUUUACAUUUUUCACAUAACACUAUUAAAAUCAACCUCCACAGCCCCUUAUUUUAUUAUUUCCAAUAAUCCCAAGUUCAUACAGAACUGAUAGUGUAGUGAGCCCCAUGUACAGUAAUAGGCAGACUAUUCCCAACUUUCUGUCUAAUUUCCAGCCAUUAAAGUGAACUGCUAGAAAAAGAAAAACAAUGGAAAUGUUGAGGGAGACAGCUAUGUAAGUGAGUCCUACGCU